GAAGAUAGUAUUCAUAGAAAACUUUUGCUUUUAUCGCAGGUGUGCUUUUAUCAUGCUGUUGACAAUUUUACCCGCGUGUCGACAUUGGGUUUUCAUCGCCGUCGCUCUAACCAUCCUCAUCGUCACUGACAACAAUCCGCAAACACGAUUUGCAGAAGCAACAGGGAAACUGUUCGAGUUUCCAGAACCGCCUCCACAGGCUCUGGAUGACCCAAAUUUCAGGCAAAUUGUCGGUGAACCCGUGCUUCUCACAGACUAUAUUUCAAGGGGUCAAAUCGACGAGGGUCGACGCGCUAGUGCAGUUGUGAUCAACGAGACCGUAAUUCCUGAAUUGGCAGUCUUCAAUAAUCAGGGCAGGGUCACGUUCACCGGCUUUCUCACUGUCAACAAGGAUUGCGAUUCCAACCUCUUCUUCUGGUUUGUGCCUGCCAAGGAAGGGCCAGAAAGUGCCCCAUUAGUCCUGUGGCUUCAAGGCGGCCCUGGAGGGUCUUCCCUUUUCGGGCUCUUUGUAGAAAAUGGGCCCUGGAUCCUGGACUCGAAUCUGAAUCUAGCCUUCAGGUACUACGACUGGACCCGAACCCAUUCCAUCAUCUACGUGGACAGUCCAGUGGGUACCGGGUUCAGCUACACCAAUGGAGAGCAGUGUUAUGCUAAGAAUCAAGAGGAUGUGGCCAGAGAUCUGAGUACAUUCUUGUCUCAAUUCUUCCUGGUCUUUCCCGAGUUCAGCAAUCAGCAAUUUUACAUUUUUGGGGAGUCUUCUGGUGGCAAAAGUGCGGCAGUUUUGGCUCACAAGAUCACCGCUGGGAAUUCCAAUAAUUUGGGUGGCUCUUUGACCAAAACUGGAGAGGUUGACAUGUCAAUCUCUAUUUCCAAGAAAAUAAACCUGGCAGGUGUCGCCAUUGGGAACUCACUUUGUGACCCGUUUUCCAUGUCACACUGGGGCAACUUUUUGUAUGGCAUCGGUCUGAUCGGGUCUCAAGACCAAGAAUAUUUCUCGAAGAUCUCGAAUGCGAUUCGAGAUAAAAUCCGCGAAAACAAGUACACCAUAGCAUCUGAGCUGAUUGACAAUCUGAUCACGGGUUUGCUGACCCCGGACCACGCAACUUAUUUCGGGAAAGUCACCGGCGCUGAGUAUUAUUUCAACUUUUUGUGGUACGACACUCCGCCAGAUUUUGCGUAUUAUUCGAAAUUUCUGGACUUGCCUCAUGUGAGGAGAGCGAUUCAUGUUGGACACAAGGUUUUCCAAAAUUCAACGAAAGUUCAGCAGAAUUUAUUGGAGGAUUUGUCCCAGUCUGUGCAUCGCUACAUCGAGUCUGUGCUGGACUCUGGGGUCAAGAUGCUGUUUUACAAUGGACAGCUGGACAUAACAGCAGCAUUUGAACUGACGCAAUAUUUCAUCCACAAAUUGCAUUGGCGCUACGAUGCGGGUUUUCAAGCUGCCCCGAGAGACAAGUGGAAAAAUGGCACGGAAAUUUCCGGUUAUAUCCAGAGACACCGGAAUUUGGCACUCGCUCUUGUGCUGAAUGCGGGACACAUGGUGGCUUACGACCAGCCCAGCAGAGCUUUCGACCUCCUGAUGCUUUUCACGAAAGGAAGAAUCAUCUAGAAACUGAAAUCAGUCCGAGUGAAAUAUAUCAUAUUCUUUAAAAUAAAAAUUCUCAAAGAACUCAAUGAGUUUAUUCGAUUUUUUGGAAUUUGAAAGUCAGAAAAAAAAGUUGCUGCAUGUUUC
Notodromas monacha is the source of this 1729-nucleotide messenger RNA. The record is from the annotation of a GenBank genome assembly. Lineage: Eukaryota; Metazoa; Arthropoda; Ostracoda; Podocopida; Cyprididae.